AUGAAGAUCCAGUGUGAUGUAUGUGACAAGGAUGAAGCAUCAGUAUUCUGUAUGGCGGAUGAAGCAGCCCUCUGCGCCGCCUGUGACCACCGUGUCCACUAUGCCAACAAACUCGCCGGAAAACACCAACGCUUCUCCCUCCUCCAACCUUCACCUAAACAAUUCCCAGUCUGUGAUAUAUGUCAGGAGAAGAGGGCCUUCUUGUUUUGUCAACAAGAUAGAGCAAUUCUAUGCAGAGAUUGUGAUAUUGCAAUACACAAAGCAAAUGAACACACUCAAAAGCACAAUAGAUUUCUUCUCGCUGGUGUAAAGCUUUCUUCAACCUCUGCCCUUUCAUCUUCAUCUUCAACAUCGACAGAAUCCUCUUCAACUAUUGUUUCAGAUUCUGUUCCCAAUAUCCAGUCCCAGACUUCAUUAAAUAAACCUGUUUCUAUUUCAGUUUCUUCUUCUAUUUCUGAAACCCCUACCAAUCGACCACCUUUCACGGCAAAGACUACAACUUCAGUUAUUGGAAGCGACGCCGGAUCGCCUCCGCCGCCGGAUACCAAUGACAAAACUGGUGGAAAUAUUCAAAUUAUAAAUUGUUCCACAAGUAGCAUAUCAGAAUAUUUGAAUACACUUCCAGGGUGGCAUGUUGAAGACUUUCUUGAUUGUUCUUCUCUUGGUCUCUUUAAGACUACAGAAAAUGAUGUGUUGUCAUUUUUGAAUGCUGAUCUUGAGAGCAAUCAGCUGAGUGCUUUUUCCCGAGACAAUAUGGGGUUUGGGGUCCCUCAAGCCCCUCAUCCUUCAUAUUAUCCACCACAAAUUCAGUCAUAUUCAACUUCAAACAUGGCAUUUGGGGCACCAGAUGGAUUAAAGGAGUCGAAGGAAAUAUCAAACAUCAAAUCCAGCAGAGAAGGAAGUAGGGAAGACAAUUCAUUUGCUGUUCCACAGAUUAAUCCAUCUACCGCUGCCUCAAACAGAUCAAGAACUUUUUGGUAG
Messenger RNA from Fraxinus pennsylvanica, 981 nucleotides. The record is from the annotation of a GenBank genome assembly. Lineage: Eukaryota; Viridiplantae; Streptophyta; Magnoliopsida; Lamiales; Oleaceae.